Gopherus flavomarginatus (Mexican gopher tortoise) is the source of this 4815-nucleotide messenger RNA. RefSeq names its product S-phase cyclin A associated protein in the ER (gene SCAPER). NCBI's taxonomy places the organism in Eukaryota, Metazoa, Chordata, Testudines, Testudinidae. The record is from RefSeq and is a predicted model, not a curated record. The coding region runs from base 111 to 4469 and encodes 1452 amino acids. Gene Ontology annotation, molecular function: nucleic acid binding; zinc ion binding. The transcript has 32 exons.
GCAGCGCCUUCGCCGGCUCGUCCUGAGCACGCGCAGGCGGCUCCGGCAUGUUCCGGCAAGCUGUGACGGGAGGCCGUUCCUGACACUGCACCGGCCACUGGCGGGAUGAGAUGACAUCAGCUCGGCGGGACGCGCGCAGGCGGGACAACGCAGUAAGAAGGAGAGUGUAUGAAAACUCCAUGGGGUCAGCCAAAAAUGUGAUAAGUGAGACUGUUGAUAUAGCAGAGAGUUAUAACAUGACGGCUUCUUUCCAGCGCUCUAAUAGUCAUGACAAAGUGAGGAAAAUUGUUGCAGAAGAGGGUCGUACAGCAAGAAACCUUAUUGCAUGGAGUGUCCCACUGGAAAGCAAAGAGGAUGAUAGUAAGUCUAAAUGGCAAGUAGGUGGAAAAUCUAAGAGAGUGAUUCAUGGAACACAUAAACCUACAAAACAGAGUACUACAGUAGACUGUAAAAUAACAUCAGCAGCUGCUGGAGAUAAAAACUUUGACAAAAGCCCAACAAAAACAAGGCAACCUCGAAAAGUUGAUUUGAGAGCUCGAUAUUGGGCAUUUCUUUUUGACAAUCUUAGACGGGCAGUUGAUGAAAUCUAUGUUACUUGUGAGUCGGAUCAGAGCGUAGUAGAAUGCAAGGAGGUUCUAAUGAUGCUAGAUAACUAUGUAAGAGAUUUCAAGGCAUUGAUUGACUGGAUACAGCUACAGGAAAAGCUAGAGAAGGCUGAUGCUCAAAGCAGACCUACUUCAUUGGCCUGGGAAGUAAAGAAGAUGUCUCCAGGACGCCAUGUAAUACCAAGUCCAUCAACAGAGAGAAUCAGUGUAACAUCAAAUGCUCGAAGAAGUUUAAAUUUUGGGAAUCCAUCUGUGACAAUUGCUGCCACUCGUCUGGCUCCUUCAGGUGUAAGUUGGGCUGAUAAGGUGAAAGCUAACCAUGGAGCUAAAGCUGCCACUCCAGAGCUAGCAGCUACACAAACCUGCAUGCCAACACCAGUGCAGAAGUCAUCACGGAGAAAUGAACGGAAGGAUGCAGAAGGAUGGGAAAUAGUUCACCGUGGAAGGCCUGUUCGAUCUCGAUCUACAGCUGUAGCAACAAAAACUCCUGUAAUUGCAGAAUUACUAAGAGCUAAGGAUGACAGCGACAAAGAAAAUGUAGUCUUCAGACAAUCAGAAAGUAAACAGAAGAAUUCAUUCGAUGAAGAUAGUGCAUCCAAAAAUACAGAACUUCUGCAGAAAGAUUCUUUAUAUCUGAGUGAGCAUCCUCUUGCUGAAAGGACUCAGUUCACAGCACACACACUAGAAGAUACCAGAAACACUGGCAAUGUGGUUUUACAAGACAGUUCUUGCUUACAAACACCUGAAAUGCCGGCAGUUGUCAUAGACACUGAACAUCCUUCAGAAAGUCUACAGAUUGAUGAAUCUCCCUCCAUGAUCUCUGGUAGUAAAGAACAGCAUGAAGCAUUAAAAAACAAGAUAGAAAGUGAAAUGGAUCCCUCAGACAUUUCAAAUGUGAGUGCUGCCAGAUUGUCUAUGGCAGAAGUCCUUGCUAAAAAAGAAGAGUUAGCAGAUCGCCUGGAAAAGGCCAAUGAAGAAGCAAUAGCUAGUGCCAUUGCAGAAGAAGAGCAGUUAACUAGAGAAAUUGAAGCAGAAGAAAAUAAUGACAUUAACAUUGAGACUGACAAUGACAGUGAUUUUUCUGCUAGCAUGGGCAGUGGAAGUAUAUCUUUCUGUGGCAUGUCUAUGGACUGGAAUGAUGUCCUGGCAGAUUAUGAAGCUCGUGAAUCAUGGCGUCAAAAUAAUUCAUGGGGUGAUAUAGUGGAAGAAGAACCUGCGCGUCCACCAGGCCAUGGAAUACAUAUGCAUGAGAAACUCUCUUCACCAUCUCGCAAAAGAACAAUAGCAGAAUCUAAAAAGAAACAUGAGGAGAAACAGAUGAAAGCUCAACAGCUGAGAGAAAAGUUACGUGAAGAGAAAACGCUAAAGCUUCAAAAACUGAUGGAGCGGGAGAAAGAUGUGCGAAAGUGGAAAGAAGAAUUACUGGACCAGAGACGCAGGAUGAUGGAGGAAAAAUUACUUCAUGCUGAAUUUAAACGUGAAGUGCAGUUACAGGCAAUUGUGAAAAAAGCACAAGAAGAAGAAGCAAAGGUAAAUGAAAUUGCAUUUAUAAACACCUUAGAAGCCCAAAAUAAACGUCAUGAUGUGUUGUCCAAACUAAAAGAAUAUGAACAAAGACUCAAUGAAUUACAGGAAGAACGCCAACGGAGGCAGGAAGAAAAGCAAGCACGUGAUGAAGCUGUUCAGGAGCGUAAAAGAGCUCUGGAAGCAGAACGCCAAGCCCGGGUUGAAGAGCUGCUGAUGAAGAGGAAAGAACAAGAGGCUCGGAUUGAACAGCAGCGGCAAGAGAAAGAGAAAGCACGGGAAGAUGCAGCACGGGAAAGGGCCAGAGAUCGAGAGGAGAGGCUGGCAGCUCUCACUGCAGCUCAACAAGAAGCAAUGGAGGAGUUACAGAAAAAGAUUCAGCUGAAGCAUGAUGAAAGCAUUCGGAGACACAUGGAACAAAUUGAACAGAGGAAAGAAAAGGCAGCUGAAUUAAGCAGUGGGAGACAUGCUAAUACUGAUUAUGCACCUAAACUUACACCAUAUGAACGAAAAAAGCAGUGUUCAUUAUGCAAUGUUUUGAUUUCCUCAGAGGUGUAUCUUUUUAGCCACAUUAAGGGGAAAAAACACCAACAAGCAGUGAGAGAAAAUAGCAGCAUCCAAGGACGAGAGCUUUCAGAUGAAGAAGUGGAGCACCUGUCAUUGAAGAAGUACAUUGUUGAUAUUGUGAUUGAAAGCUCUGUUCCAAUAGAACCUUUAAAAGAUGGAGAGGAAAAGCAAAAAUCUAAAAAGAAGGCAAAGAAGCUUAAGGCCCGGAUGAACUCCAGGGCUAAAGAAUAUGAAAGUUUAAUGGAAGCAAAAAAUGCCACCUCUGAAUCACCAUACAAAGCAAAGCUGCAGCGAUUAGCAAAAGAUCUUCUAAAGCAGUUCCAAGUACAGGAUAGCAGUUCAUUGGCAAACAACAAGGUUUCUGCUCUGGACAGGACUUUAGGAGAGAUUUCUCGUAUUCUGGAAAAAGAGAAUGCAGCAGAUCAGAUAGCAUUCCGGGUUGCAGGAGGACUCACAGCCCUUGAACACAUUCUUCAAGUAGUGAUUUCUUCCACGAAUCUGAAUGCAGUUUUACGGAUUCCUCCCAAGUCACUCUGCAAUACUGUAAAUGUUUACAACCUGGCCUGCAGUAAUUGCACAGAAAACUGCACCUAUGUUCUGUUCAGUAAUAAGAUCACUUUUUUAAUGGACCUGUUGAUGCAUCAGUUAAUGGUUUGUGUUCCAGAUGAAUAUAAUGCAGUAUUAGGAAGAAGUGCAAAUAAGCAAGUAUUUGAAGGUUUAACAACUGGACUUCUCAGAAUCAUUGCUGUGGUCUUUGGGUGUCUGAUCUCCAGUUUACAAGAUGUAAACAAUCAGCCCACUGCACCUAAAAUAAUACAGGAAGUGAAAAACAAGCCCUCAAAAGUUGAGGCCUUUAACAGCAGGGUUCAGGACCUGAUCAGUUAUGUGGUGAAUAUAGGAUUGAUAGACAAGUUAUGCUGCUGUUUCCUCUCCGUCCAAGGUCCUGUUGAUGACAAUUCAAAAAUAGCCACUUUUCUGCAAAAUGCUACAGCAGUGUUACAUGGAAUGUGUCAGCUCUGUUUUGCUGUCAGUGGAAGGUCUUGGCCCAUAUUUGACAAUACACGUCAGGAUCCCACAGGGCUAACUGCAGUUCUUCGGACUACAGAUCUAGUUGGAGUCUUGCAUAUGCUGUACUGUAUUCUUUUCCAUGGCACCAUCUCAGAUUCAAACAUGGCAAGUUCUAAAGAGAGUUAUACAGAGAACACGAUCCAGGUUGCUAUUCAGAGUUUACGCUUGUUCAAUAGCUUCGCAGUUCUUGAUCUGCCAGCUUUUCAGUCUAUUGUAGGUGCUGAGGGACUUUCUCUUGCAUUCCGUCAUAUUAUCAGCUCUUUGCUGUGGUAUUGUUCUCAGCAUACCUGUGAAGGACUGCUACAUGAAGUCAUUCUUUGUGUUGGGUAUUUUACUGUCAACCAUCCAGAUAAUCAGGUAAUUGUACAAUCUGGCCGUCACCCCACAGUGCUGCAAAAACUAUGCCAGUUGCCUUUCCAGUAUUUCAGUGAUCCUCGCCUAAUCAAAGUGCUCUUCCCUACGCUAAUAGCUGCUUGUUACAAUAACCCUCAGAACAAGGUCAUUCUGGAGCAGGAGAUGAGUUGUGUUUUACUUGCCACAUUCAUUCAGGAUUUCACACAGAAUUCAGGCCAAACAGAUAACCAGUCUUCUCAACAAAGGGAAAAAUUCUUCACUUCCCAAGAUUAUCUUGAGCUGUCUAACAGAUUCCCUUGCCAAGCCUGGGAAGAAGCACGACAGUUCUUCUUGAAAAAAGAGAAAAAAUAAGUGUUUCAUUUUGUUUCGAUUUUUGAAACAUCUAACAUGUUAAUGUUAAGCAAUUUGUCCUAAUUACAUACUUUAAGAAACUGUUUUGGAAACUUCUAGAUACUCUAAAUACUUCUGCUGUAGAUAUAAGUAAUUUGCACUAUUUAUGUCUCAAGUACUGUAGAUACUUUAAAGCGGUGUUUUUUAAUUUUGAAAAUUGUUUAUUUCAUUUACAUACUACAUCAUGGUUUUGGUAGCUUCUACCCUAUGAUGUGUACUUCUUGCACUGUAAAACUGCUGAAAUUAGGUUACAAAUAUAGAAAAUGUUAUCUUCUAUAUAUCCUGUAAUAAAAUAACUUAUUCUGUU